ACCAUCUUUCUCUGCAACUCUCUCUUGUUGAUGUGAUUCUCCACCAUAAACCACAUCAACCUUUACAAAAGAGAGAAAGGUCCAGCACCACCAUGGUAUUCUCUUCUGUUCCGGUUUAUCUAGAUCCUCCCAAUUGGCCACAGAAAAUAUUUGAUGCAUCUGGCUUUACUUUCCUGCAGCAACAAAAUCCGCAGCAAGUAGCUGGUGAUGGUGAAAAUUCUCAAUUUCCACCACCUCUUAUGCCGCCCCCACCUCCGCCUGGAGCUGGGGGCACGGCAUCUAUCCGACCUGGCUCGAUGGCCGAACGAGCCAGGCUAUCAAAGUUACCACAGCCUGAGGCAGCCCUCAAGUGCCCCCGCUGCGAAUCUGCAAACACAAAAUUUUGCUACUUCAACAAUUACAGCCUGACGCAGCCCCGUCAUUUCUGCAAGACUUGUCGGCGAUACUGGACAAGAGGAGGGGCACUAAGGAACGUCCCAGUUGGAGGAGGAUGCCGAAGAAACAAAAGAAGCAAAGGAAGCAGAUCAAAGUCCCCAAUGACUAGCGACAAUCAAAGCAGCAAUUCCACCUCAACUAGUGCAGUUUCUGCUAAUAAUAGCUGCUCCACUGAUGUAAUGAGUCGUUUGCCACCUCCACCUCCGCUAUCUUUCUUUCCUCCUCUGCAUAAUCUUGCUGAUUUUUCGAAUGUGGAUAUCGGUAUGAGCUUUGGUGGAAUCCAUCCAACAGUUACGACCAGGGCCGGUGCUGGAAGCGAAAUUGAGUUCCAGAUUGGUAAUCCUUUGGGUGCUGGGCCACUUAAUUUGUCAUCUCGAUUCGCAGACCAGUGGAGACUGCAACAAGUGCAGCAGUUACCAUUUCUGGGUGGAUUGGAACAUUCAGCUGCUGCUGGAGUGUAUCAUCUUGAAGGUGAAGUUAUUGAUCAGCCAUUAGGAUAUGAUGGCGUGACAACGGAUCAGCUGACAUCUAAAACAUUGGAAGCUCAUGGGGGUUCAGUCAAGCUGGAAGAAAAUCACCAAGGGCUGAACUUGUCGAGAAAUUUCUUGAGCAUUCCUGGGAAUGAUCAAUAUUGGAGUACCACUGCCAAUGCAUGGACAGAUCUCUCUGGUUCUACUUCUUCAGCUAGCCAUUUCAUGUGAUAAUAUGGUAUCCCUAAUCUUGAAAACGUUAUCAAUAUUCAGGCAUGUGUGUCUUAAAGCGAAUACGGGUUCUGGUAGCUAGAAAGAAAUCUUAUCAGAAAAGAAUAUGAUCAGGAUCGAUUGUUAAAAGAUGAAAUGGGGAGCAACGAUUUGAUCAGCAACUCUUUCGAGCGUCUGCUGAAGAAGUUUGGAAAGGGUAGGCAUCGAUUUUCAUUUUUUUGUUCAUUUCAUUUUUAUGGGAUAUGCUUACUAGAGAAGUACUGUAGUGGUAGACGUAUAUGUGUUGAUGCCAUCUGACAGGAAGGUUUAGGUUCUCUUAACAGAUCCACUCCACUGUAUUAAGUAAUUUCUUUGUUUUAAUUGCGUGGAAGAAUUAUGUAAAUUGCUAAACUCUACCGUAUCCUUCCUAAAGUUGAAUUAGGAUUAAUAACAACUCCGCUGGUGAAAGUCUCCAUUCUGAAGA
This is a messenger RNA of Coffea eugenioides, 1599 nucleotides long. RefSeq names its product dof zinc finger protein DOF3.6-like. The transcript has 2 exons. Gene Ontology annotation, molecular function: DNA-binding transcription factor activity; DNA binding. The record is from RefSeq and is a predicted model, not a curated record. Lineage: Eukaryota; Viridiplantae; Streptophyta; Magnoliopsida; Gentianales; Rubiaceae. Bases 93 to 1136 code for a protein of 347 amino acids. Gene Ontology annotation, biological process: regulation of DNA-templated transcription.